CUGUUGUUGGCCGACCCCAGGGUGGGUGCGGGGGCCCUCAGUCUCCCGGGCGGCUCACUGUCAGCCAGGUGUGUGUGUGUGUGGACCAGUUGUCUCGCAGUCAGGUGUGUUGACUAGUAGCCUUGCUGCCUCACAGUCAGCCAGGUGUGUAGACUGAUAGCCCCGCUGCCUCACAGUCAGCCAGGUGUGUUGACUAGUAGCCCUGCUGCCUCACAGUCAGCCAGAAUGAGUUUAAGGCCAGUAUCACAUGCAGAACUAUAGUCUAAUGCUUGAAUAACUAUGUCAAGGAAACCAAGGCAGUUGAAGAAGAAGAAGAAGACAGAGAGAAACAAUAAUUAUCCUACAAUAUGUAGCGAUAUAACAGUCAACGAUUUUGCCAACAAUGAAAUUCAGACGAGAUUCCGCCCAAAGAAGGCAUCGAUCAACACACUUAUGAAUGAAGUAAAACUGCUGCAAGUAAAGGAAGAGGACAAAACAUGGGAUGAAAAAGAUGACGACGAACUUCUUUCUGAUCUGACUGAAGACAAUUUUCCAGGACAAAAAGGAGAGCAGAGUAGAGGAGGAGAGAGAAAAACGAACAAGUCAGAUGGUGAUGAAGGUGCAAACUAUCCAUUAGACAUUUGGUUUAUCAUAAGUGAACAUAUUGCCCCAGAGGAUGUGGGAAGGUUUGCUGCCAUCUGCCAGGCCACCUACUAUAUCACCACAACCGCUAUAUUCUGGUUUACUCUAUAUAGAAGGCACUAUAAGUGGGUUUCUGAUCUCCCAGCACAUCUGACACACUGGAACAUGAAUUACACAAAAGGCCUAAGAGCAGCAGUUGUUCAAUCUUUGUAUUUUAUGUAUUCUCCGUUCUCUUCUCGCUUAGUAGGAGAAAAACCUCUAAGUGCCGACCCUACUCAGCUGCUUCGAUCACAGUGUGUACUGCAAUGGCAUGUUAAAGUUGGCACACUAUUCAAAUAUUUUUUCAAGUUUGCUCACCCAAAGCAAAAUAAGGACUAUAUAAAAUAUAACAAAGAAAAUAAUUGGAGAAAAGAUGCCUUGGUCACCUUUAAUCCUGAAGAUGGCUGCUACAUCCUAGAGGCUACAACUAGUUCGGUGUGUGGAAUACCCAUGAUAAUUGGCGAGUACCUCUACCAUGCUGGAUUAGGGGUAUCAACCAACAUGUGUAAUCACCGUCUACGUCUUUCCAUGGUACCUGCACACCUCCUCUCAAGCUCUACCUCUUCCAAUUCUCGCAAGUAUCAAGUUCCAACAACAGAGGUUAUAUUGGACCCAGUGAGUGAUGUUAAGGUGUACCCUUGGUGGCAUCCUCGAUACUAUAAAUGUGGAUUUAAUACAAACACCAGCUAGCAUUGACAUUAUUGGCGUUGCAUCAGCUAUCACAUGUUCAUAUCACACUCGGCUGUCACACCAACCAUAAGAUUGGUGUGGUAGGUGGGGGCAACGAGGGUACAUGGUUGGUGGGUGUGACGAGGACACGUGGUUGGUGUGGUAGGUGGUUGAGAUGAGGUCACGUGGUAGGUGGGUGUGACGAGGACACGUAGCAUAAAUACCCAACUGUUACAGCAACCACGUGUCCUCAUCGUACCCGCCUGCCACGUGUCCUUAUCGCACCCGCCUACCACGUGUCCUCAUCGCACCCACCUACCACAAGAUCGGUGUAGUAAAUGGGUGCGACGAGGACAUGCGGUUAGUGUGGCGGCUAGGUGUGAUGACUUGUGUCCGUAUCACACCAAGCAACCACGUGUCCUAGAGGCACCCACCAACCACGUGUCCUCAUCGCACCCAGCCACCAUCAAGAAAAGUUUGAGUGGUUGUGCUGUGUGCCAUUGUAAUAUUUAUUGUCUAAUCAAUAUUGAAAUCUUUUCUGAAUUUGAUUGCAUGUGAAUGAAUUAUGUAGGACCCUGUCCUGUAUAGUAUGGGUUAUUACAGUAAAUACAGUACAUUUGAUUGUUGUGGGGUUUCAUUCAAUCUUCCAUGUUUUCCAUCAGUUACAGUAUGCCAAAUAUUUUAUCUACCAUUGUCUGAAAAAUUAUGUAAUAUAGUAAUUUAAAGUACUCGGUAUUUGUUUUCAUUUGUGGCAGAGGGAUUGAAGAAUAGAGGUCAGCCCUUCCUCCAAUGCUCACAGAUCUCACAGAAUUUCUGCCCGAAACGCUGUGCGUACUAGUGGCUUUACAAGAAUGUAUAUACUGUACUAUCCAAUGUAUUCUCACAAACCCAAUAUACCUUCUUGUAUAUAUAUAAAUAAAUAAAUAAAAAUAAAUCAAUAUUAUAUUGUGUAAAGAAUACAAAUAUUGUAUAUCAUUUAGAUAAUCAAGAACAAGACAAAUAUACAAGUGAAAUGAGGUCUUCCACGUAGCACACCGACAACAACACUAUUUAUCACUCCAGCAAUUCCUGUGAUAAAUGAUUAAAGUGUUUUUCUACUCUAUUGUAAUGGGAACCCUAAUGAUUCUUUUCAAUAAAUUGACUAGUCAUCUUUCUCUUGAAGAUGUUAAUUUAGUAUUGAGAAUGCCUCUACGUAUUGACUUUAAACGCAUUUACAUGACACUAUUUGUAUGUUCCGAGCAGGACAGAAAUGGUUGGGCAUGUUUCCUGUCACCUAGGAUUAAAUAGGUACCCAUGUAUUAGCUUGUUGUGGGGAUGCAUCAGUAGUUUAACCUUGGGAUGAUUUCAAUAUAAGCCUAAUAAAUAUAUAUACACACUGGCUGCCUGUCCCCCCCACAAAAUGAAUUAUUACUGCAAUAUUACUAAAAGUAACCAUUUUAUUAUUGGGCAAUGUAGCUAAACAAGAAAAAUUUAUUCCAUGAGAGACCCUGAUUUCUAAUUGUAUUUACUUUAAAUAUACAGUACUCAUGCAAGAUGAGAGAACUAUGUUUAUUACUAACAUUGAGCAAUACUAUACAGCCCCUGUAGGAAGAUAUUUUAGUCAUAUUACAUAAAAAUAUUAUAGAAUGCAGUACCUCAUAUACUAACAAUGAAAUUAUAAGUGAAGUUUAUUCAAUUUCAUUGCUGGCAAAGUUGUCAUGUCGCCCUUCCGCACUACACUCGUCCACCAAAACUCACACCACCACCACCACCACCUGCAGGCCAGGCUGCAAGAGUAGAACAACUUUUAUAACUGACCACCUACACUUCAACCCACAUAUAGGGAAUUGGAGGAGGGGGGGGGUGAAAUGUUGUAUUUUUAAGAAUAUAUUGUUUGACUCAGUCAUUUCAGAAUAUUUAAUAAUACAAUAUUACUGUAUUGUUUAUAUUGAGUGAUAAGCCCAAGAUAUUAUCCUCAGCUAGCUGUGAUAACAAAAUAGGUUUUAAUAUGUAGAGGACAGUAUUUUUAACAAGGAAAUUGAAUGAUACAAUUGUUGUUAAGUAUGUCAUUAAAUCAUGAGGUGUAAUAUUGUGUGUGGAAGUCUGCCUAUAGCUGUCUUUAAUAAUAAAUUUUGGUAUUAAAAUAUUGCACAAAUGUAUUUUAUGUGUACAAAUAAAUAUAAUUUGUU
Messenger RNA from Procambarus clarkii (red swamp crayfish), 3497 nucleotides. RefSeq names its product transmembrane protein fates-shifted (gene fsd). Gene Ontology annotation, biological process: regulation of protein stability. Gene Ontology annotation, molecular function: protein binding. Lineage: Eukaryota; Metazoa; Arthropoda; Malacostraca; Decapoda; Cambaridae. Gene Ontology annotation, cellular component: SCF ubiquitin ligase complex. The record is from RefSeq and is a predicted model, not a curated record.